AUGGUCCCAGCCAGAGCAGGAUGCUGCUCUCUGCUGCUGCUCCUGCUGCUGGGGCUGUGGGUGGCCCAGGUCCCAGUCAGCGCCAAGCCCAAACACAUGACCUCAGCUCAGUGGUUUGAAAUUCAGCAUGUGCAGCCCAGCCCCCAGGGAUGCAAAGGGGCAAUGGACAACAUCAACAAGCACACAAAACACUGCAAAGGCCUCAACACCUUCCUGCAUGAAUCCUUCUCUAGUGUGGCCGCCACCUGCCAGACCUCCGUCACAGCCUGCAAGAACGGCCAUAAAAACUGCCACCAGAGCAAAGAGCCUGUGUCCCUGACCCAGUGUGAUCUCAUCUCGGGGAAGUACCCAGCCUGCAGGUACAAAGAGACAAAACUGCACGCUUCUUACAUCAUUGCCUGUGACCCUCCCCAGAAAGGGGACUCUGGAAAAUUCCACCUGGUCCCUGUGCACUUGGACGGCGUUGUUUAG
Messenger RNA from Molossus molossus (Pallas's mastiff bat), 471 nucleotides. Its product is annotated as ribonuclease 7-like. The transcript has a single exon. Gene Ontology annotation, molecular function: RNA nuclease activity; nucleic acid binding. The record is from RefSeq and is a predicted model, not a curated record. Gene Ontology annotation, biological process: defense response to Gram-positive bacterium; innate immune response; defense response to fungus. NCBI's taxonomy places the organism in Eukaryota, Metazoa, Chordata, Mammalia, Chiroptera, Molossidae. The coding region runs from base 1 to 471 and encodes 156 amino acids.